Messenger RNA from Clonostachys byssicola, 1989 nucleotides. Lineage: Eukaryota; Fungi; Ascomycota; Sordariomycetes; Hypocreales; Bionectriaceae. The record is from the annotation of a GenBank genome assembly.
AUGUAUUCACUCAGAGCUGGCCUCCCCUGGGCACGCCGAGCUAGACCAUCAUUGUGCACCGCCCUGCGCAUUGCUUCCCAGAGCCAGAGCCGAAACGUAUCAGCCGGGCUUGGAUCACAAGUGGAAAGGAACCCCGGGGCGGAGAUACAGCCCCCUCUAGACUCUCGGAGGGAGUCAAUCAAGCAAGCAAGGCCCUUUUCUGAUUUUCUGACCGACACCUUCUCCCGCCAACAUGAUUACCUGCGGAUCUCGAUCACGGAAAGGUGCAACCUGCGCUGCGUCUACUGCAUGCCCGAGGAGGGUGUUCCCCUUUCACCCAACCGGGAGCUCCUCACCACGCCAGAGAUAGUCAUGCUCUCCUCCGUCUUCGUCUCCCAGGGAGUGAAUAAGAUUCGGCUCACUGGCGGAGAGCCGACGGUGCGUCGUGACAUCCUCUCUCUGAUGCACCAGCUCGGAGAUCUUCGGAGCCGGGGCCUCCGGGAGCUGUGCAUCACGACAAAUGGCAUCUCCCUGCACCGGAAGCUUGACAGCAUGGUCGACGCUGGGCUGACCGGGGUCAACCUCAGCCUGGACACACUGGACCCCUUCCAGUUUCAAAUCAUGACAAGACGGAAGGGGUUCGAUGCAGUCCAGAAGAGCAUCGAUCGCAUCCUGGAGCUGAACAAGCUCGGAGCUGGGAUCAAACUCAAGAUCAACUGUGUCGUCAUGCGAGGCGUGAACGACCGAGAGAUCGUCCCCUUUGUGGAGUUGACUCGGGAGAAGGACCUCGAGGUCCGCUUCAUCGAGUACAUGCCGUUCGACGGCAACAAAUGGAACAAGAACAAGAUGUUCAGCUACAAAGAGAUGCUGGGGCUGAUCCGAGAGCAGCACCCCAGUCUGGCCAAAGUUCAGGAUCACCGAAAUGAUACGAGCAAAACAUGGCAUAUUCCAGGCUUCGCAGGGAGGAUAGGAUUCAUCACGAGCAUGACGCACAACUUCUGCGGGACCUGCAAUCGUCUACGCAUCACCAGCGACGGGAACCUCAAAGUGUGCCUCUUCGGCAAUGCCGAGGUAUCACUCCGAGAUAUUCUACGCAGCUCAAACGGUGGUGAGCCCAUUGACGAGCAAGCCUUUGAGGCCAUGAAGCAAAUCGAAAUGGACCGGAAGCAAGGGCUUACGCCGUCGAACCAAGCAUUAGGUAUAGAUACUCACGAGGCCGAGCUACUUGAGGUUAUCGGAGCCGCUGUGAAGAGAAAGAAGGCCAAACACGCCGGUAUGGGAGAACUCGAACACAUGAAGAAUAGGCCAAUGAUUCUCAUAGAUGACCUUUCUGCAUCCUUUACCAGCUACCGGAACGUGCAAUUCCCGUUUAAGAGCUCGUUUGCCGUCCCCAGAGGUUGGCCAUCACAUCUCUUCCAAACCGACCGACAAUCCCAGCACUCGCGGCUGUUCUCGACAUCGAGGCAUCAUAAACAAAAGAAUUCUGCACCUUCCAAAGAGACGACCGCGGCGCCGAGAAGCCCAAACAACCAGCGCCUCACCCACGUAUCCGAGACUGGCGACGCGCACAUGGUCUCCAUCAGCGACAAGGACGUGACCUCACGCACCGCAACCGCCGCCUGCACGAUCCGCUUCUCGACGCCCGACGCGGUCAGGCUCAUCCGCGAGAACCAGAUGAAGAAGGGCGACGUGCUCGGCGUCGCCCGCGUCGCCGGGAUAAUGGCCUCGAAGCGGACGCCGGACCUCAUCCCGCUGUGCCACCCGAUCCCGCUCUCCCACGUCAGGAUCGACCUCGACGCCGCAGACUCCUCGGAUCAGCGAAUCGAGGUUAGGGCGACCGUCAAGUGCGACGGCAAGACCGGCGUCGAGAUGGAGGCGCUGACGGCGGCGUCCACGGCGGCGCUGACGGUGUACGACAUGUGCAAGGCUGUGGAUAAGGGGAUGAUCAUUGACGGACUGAGAGUGGUUCUCAAGGAGGGUGGCAAGAGUGGGCGGUGGGAGAUGGAUUGA